UCCUCCUCCUCCUCCUCCUCCUCCUCCUCCUCCUCCUCCUCCUCCUCCUCCUCCUCCCCAGGGUGGUUGGCUGGAGGGGCGCCCGCCCCGUCUCCCUGCAUUUUUGCGCUGCUCGCGCCCGAGCGGGCGGCCGCGCGCGCCGGGGCCCCCGCGAUCGCCGCGGCGCGGCGGGAGCGCCCCAGUCGACUACACGUAAGAGUACGCCCGACGUCUGGGUCUGGCGUGCAGGCGACCCCGGGCGGGCGCCGAGGGGGCCUCGUCUGGCUGCCACUCUGCCCGCCGAGCGGGGGGCGGCGCGGGGCCGCCGCGCGCCAGGGCGGACGGCAGACGAGAGGAGGCGGGGGCGCCGGAGAGCGCAGCCGGCACGCCGCGCGCGCGGCCCGAGGACCGCCCCACUGCGGGGCAGUGCCUGCGGCACCCGUGGCUGCAGCGGUCCAGGGACGCCAACUCCUUGAAGGUCUGGCCGAGGACCCCCUUCAGCUCCUGCACGCUGGAGAGCCUCGGAAAAAACCACGAGCAGGGUCGAGAGCGUCGGCUACAUCGCGCCCGAGGUGCUCACCCUGCCCUGCCCGCCGCAGACGACCCAGGCCCCCCCCCUGCGCGGCGCGCAGCUGCCUGCUGUCCGCUGCCCACCCCCGCCGCUGCCCUCGGGCCGGGGGCGGCCCUCGCUGCGCGCGGCAGCGUCGUCGUCGUCGCUCGUCGUC
Molecule: messenger RNA, 704 nt
Organism: Prorocentrum cordatum
Lineage: Eukaryota; Dinophyceae; Prorocentrales; Prorocentraceae
Source: the annotation of a GenBank genome assembly